Capronia coronata CBS 617.96 is the source of this 729-nucleotide messenger RNA. RefSeq lists its product as uncharacterized. The transcript is spliced from 2 exons. The record is from RefSeq and is a predicted model, not a curated record. The coding region runs from base 1 to 729 and encodes 242 amino acids. NCBI's taxonomy places the organism in Eukaryota, Fungi, Ascomycota, Eurotiomycetes, Chaetothyriales, Herpotrichiellaceae. Gene Ontology annotation, cellular component: nucleus; cytoplasm. Gene Ontology annotation, molecular function: protein-folding chaperone binding; protein folding chaperone.
AUGUCCGAACUCCCAGAUUACUAUGCGAUCCUCGAAGUCGCCCCGUCCGGCUCAGCCGACGACAUCAAACGAGCAUACAAGAAAGCCGCAUUGAAAUGGCACCCGGACCGUGUUCCCGUCGACUCGCCUGAACGCACCAAGAGGACGAAAAUGUUCCAAAGGAUCAACGAUGCAUACUACGUGCUCAGCGACACGACGAGGCGGAACGAAUACGACGAAGCGCGCAGAUUCCACGGCACAUCGACCUCCGGGUUCGACAAUUUCGACUACGAUGAAGCCGACCCCGCCGCUGACGAGGAGAUCCCUCGCGCCAAACCCAAACCGUCGACCUUCUCGUGGGCGAACAUGUUUGGCUUCGGCGGUGCUAAGGCCGGCGGCACGCAGGAUCGAGAUAGCAGCCAAGAGAACAAAUUCGCCAAUGAUCAGUUUGGAUCGGUCUUCGAGGAAAUGCUGGGAGAAGACGGCAUGGCAGAAGAAGAAGGCGGCAAGAAAGUGCCUACGAAACGGUUCUGGAGUGUUGCGGGAGGCAUCGCCGGUGCGGUCAUCGGCUUUAUUAUGGCCGAUGUGGUCGGGGCGAUUCCUGGAGCUAUGGCCGGCGCAAAGGCCGGCGCGAUCAGAGACGCAAAGGGCAAGUCUGUCUAUGCCGUCUUCCAAUCUCUCGAGCAGGAUCAAAAAUCCAGGAUACUGAGUGAGCUCGCGGCGAAAUUGUUCAGCGGUGCUAUCAGCUGA